UUGCGCUGCCGGUGGCUCUGAGCUCAGUCUCAUUCAGCGAGUCGGCGGGCGUUGAGUUUGAGUGCGAAGUGCGGUGCGCGUCGAGUCAGCGAGCGUUGAGCAGCAGCAACAACACGACGGCAACAGCAACACUAGCAGCAGCAGCAACAGCAACAGCAGCAACACCAACGGCAGCAACACAAGCGAGCGGUUCCGGUUCGCGUUUUCGAGUGGCGGCUUACUAAAAAAAAAAACCUCCAAAAAACCGUCGGAAAAACAAGGCCCCUAAAAUGCCUUUAAUUUAAUCCCUUCUGUCUGCUGAUCCUAAAUUUUGGAAGCGUGGCAUGGCAACCACCACAUCCCCCGGCCCCACAAGGACUACCAAUAAAGUUUCUACACCAAGAGCAACAUCUGGAAUUCCUGGGAGCGCUGAAUCCCCCGGCGCAAUCAUGCCCAUGGCCGCCGUGCCAUUGCCGUCGCAUCUGCAACUUUUGGGCAGUUCCGCCGGAGGCGUCGGUCAGCCGUCGGCAAUCACGCCCGUUUCGCCCACGGCAGCACCCACAGUUCUCGCCCAGCCGCACAGCUUGAGCCCCUCCACGCCCAUCCUGACCCAGGGAACGCCCCCUGCCCCUUCGUUGGGUGGCAUCUUCUGCGGAGGCAGUGCAGCGGCGGGACCGGGGGCUGCGGGGGCGGCAGCAGCGGCGGCGGCCACAAACCUCAACGCCUUGGCCUCCCAACAUCGACUGCUGGAGCUAUCCCGCUUUGGACUUAGAGGAUAUGAUCUGGCCCAGCACAUGCUCUCCCAGCAAGGAGCUGUAUCCAAGCUGUUGGGUACCCUACGACCACCGGGUCUAAUUGGCGGCUCCAAGCCCAAGGUGGCGACCCCGACCGUGGUCUCCAAGAUCGAGCAGUACAAGCGCGAGAAUCCGACGAUCUUCGCGUGGGAAAUCCGCGAGCGACUGAUCACCGAAGGUGUUUGCACCAAUGCCACCGCUCCCUCGGUGAGCAGCAUCAAUCGAAUAUUGCGUAAUCGGGCUGCGGAAAGGGCAGCGGCGGAAUUUGCCCGGGCGGCGAGUUACGGCUAUGCCAUCCACCCCACGCACCCGCAUCCGUACACCAGUUUUCCCACUUGGCCGGCGCAUCAUCCUCUGUGGGGCGCCGUGCCCCUGCCCUCCGGUGGAGCUGGUGGGGCACUGCAGCCCGGCGGAAGUGGCAGCAGCUACGGCAGCGAUGGCAACAUGAGCUCAAAUCCCAACAGCAGCAACGGCAACACCACCCAAAGCAACAGCAACAACAACAACAGCGGCAGCGCCUGUGGAGACAGCAGUGCGGGAAGUGGCCGCCUUUCCCUGCCGGCCCUUUCACCGGACUCCGGGAGUCGGGACAGCCGCUCCCCGGACGCGGAUGCCAACCGGAUGAUAGACAUCGAGGGCGAGGACAGUGAGUCGCAGGACAGCGACCAGCCGAAGUUCCGGCGCAACCGCACCACCUUCAGUCCGGAGCAACUGGACGAGCUGGAGAAGGAGUUCGACAAGUCGCACUAUCCGUGUGUGAACACCCGCGAAAAACUGGCUAGCCGAACGGCCUUGAGCGAAGCCAGGGUGCAGGUUUGGUUUUCCAACAGACGAGCGAAAUGGCGACGCCACCAGCGGGUCAACUUGCUCAAGCAGCGCGACUCGCCCUCGACGUCGAGCUCACCCACGCCGGUGGUUGCAGCUCCAGAAUCUGGCCAGCCGAAGCAGCCAUAUCCCUACAGCCACAGCAGCAGCAACAUCAGUCACAGCAGCAACACCUGCAACACCAGCAACAUCUGCAACACCAGCAACAUCAGCAACAUAGGCAACACCUGCAACACCAGCAACAUCAGCAACACCAGCAACACCACCUGCAACAGCAGCAGAAUGAGCGACAACCACGUGGAAGAGCCACCAGUGGUGGAGGCACCUGCCUCACCCACAGCAUCAGCUCCAUUAUCAAUGGGCGGUGAGCACAGUGCCUUCCGAGCCCUCCCCAUGACCUUGCCCCCAGCUUCGGCGGCGGCCUUUGCCCUCAGUUUCGCCCGCCAGUACAUAGCCAAAUAUAUGGGCACGCCUAUCAAUCUGGGCCACCAUCUGGAUGCUAGUGCUGAUCGGGAUCAGCAGGAACAGCAAUCGUCGUCGACGGAGGAAGAGGAGGAGGUAAUUAAUGUGGAACACGACGUCGAGUGACCAUUUUCCUAUCGCUUUAAAUCGAGAAUUUAGUGCAAUUUUUACUACUUAAUUUAUUCAGUUUGUACAUCUAACCGCGUGCUGAGUACAAAUAAAAUCGAAACGAUGACAUGCGUGCGAUAA
This is a messenger RNA of Drosophila rhopaloa, 2309 nucleotides long. RefSeq names its product paired box protein Pax-6 (gene toe). The coding region runs from base 324 to 2186 and encodes 620 amino acids. The transcript is spliced from 6 exons. Gene Ontology annotation, biological process: regulation of transcription by RNA polymerase II; anatomical structure development. Lineage: Eukaryota; Metazoa; Arthropoda; Insecta; Diptera; Drosophilidae. Gene Ontology annotation, molecular function: DNA-binding transcription factor activity, RNA polymerase II-specific; RNA polymerase II cis-regulatory region sequence-specific DNA binding. The record is from RefSeq and is a predicted model, not a curated record.